AUGGGGAAAUGGGCAAACACAUGUCGAGGUGUUGCAACAUGGGUGGAUCCACUUAAGCCACGUGGAGCAUUGUGUAAACGUAGCAUAUACAUCCCUACGUUAGAUCUCAGACUGUUAGCAGUUGAUGCUGCCAAUGGAAAAAAUUGCGGUGAUUUUGGUGUAGAGGGUUUUGCUGAUCUGAGGGUAGCAACUCCAAAUGUGAAUUGUGUGUGGUAUCUAAACCCUCCAGCAGUUGUGAGAGACGUGUUGAUUUUUGGACAAAUUAUAACUGACGACGACUGUGGAGACAAUGCACCUAAGGGGAGCAUACCCGCUUUCAAUGCACGGACUGGACAAUUUAUGUGGAAUUUCAUGAUUGUUCCAACGGAUCCCAGUGAUCCAGCUAUGGGCACGUAUCGGGAUGGCACCGACGACGUUGGGGCAGGCAAUGCAUGGGCUCCCAUUAGUGGGGACAACGAGCUCGGUUUUGUUUACGUGCCAACAAGUUCCCCCAAUCCAGACCAUUUUGGAACAAAUAGAAUCGGCGACAACCACUAUUGCAAUUCAGUGGUUGCUUUAAAUGUCAGUGAUGGUAAAGUCGUCUGGUUUAGGCAAUUAAUACACCAUGAUAUAUUUAGCUACGGUUUGAAUGUCCAACCUGUUGUUGGAAGCAUUUCACGAAAUGGCAAAGAACGAAAGGUUGUUCUACAGGGCACAAAAAUGGGAUUCUUAUAUGUGUUAGACGCCACAAACGGUGAGCCUGUAUUUGAUAUACAGGAACAGAAUGUCCCAACCUUUACUGAUCUGCCAGGUGAAAUCCCGAGUCCAACACAACCUUUCCCUGUUGAUGAUUUUCUGAAGUUAGCAAAGAUCUCCGUUGACUUAAGGCCUGGAAAGGAUCUAUGGGGAAGAACCAAUGUCCAGGAACAAGUUUGCGCAGACUUCAUAAACAGUUCAGGACUUGAUCCGUUUGGAGAGAUAUUCACACCGGCACUCGUAAGUAAGCCUAUAUGGUGGAUACCAGGACUGACAGGUGGGAUGAACAUCGGAGGCAGCGUGGCCUUGGACCCCACUAGAAGUAUUGCUGUUGCAGCGACGCAAAAUGAUCUCUGGAUAAAACAAUUGAUUCCAAGAAACACAUCAUCCCCAUUGCCCCAAUGGUGUAAACUUUUGUUUAAAACCCCUAACGCCGAUGUGCCACUUCAGUGCUAUGGUUUUACACUAUUCAAAGAAAAGUGCGAUAAACCACCAUGGGCCAUGUUACACGCUGUGGACUUGCAAAAUGGGCGUAAACUGUGGAGCAUCCCCCAUGGCACCAAUCCUAAUAUCCCAGAAUCAACAGAAGAAGAGGGAUCAAGGUGGUAUACUGGCGGCAUACUGGUUACUAGAGGAGGUUUAGUAAUAGCUGGAAAUACAGAGGAUAGAUAUCUUCGGGCGUUUAACAUUGAAACUGGGGAACAGCUCUACAGAUCUCCAGAUCCAAUGAUUGCUGCGGCAGCGGGGAAUCCAAUAUCCUACAGAACUAGUGGGAGGCAAUAUGUUGUUCUUACUGUAGGUGGUAACUCGUUUUUGGGACGGUCCGCCAACCACUCAAGAAGUGACCACGUGUAUGCCUUCGCGUUGCCAUGA
Owenia fusiformis is the source of this 1608-nucleotide messenger RNA. The record is from the annotation of a GenBank genome assembly. NCBI's taxonomy places the organism in Eukaryota, Metazoa, Annelida, Polychaeta, Sabellida, Oweniidae.